AUAAAGUUAGUGAGAGAGACGGAAAGAAAGAUAGUGAGAGAGACGGAAAGAAAGAGAGAGAGAGUGAACCAAGAAGAAGCCAGCCACCCCACCCCCUUCUCUCUCUAAACAAAACUUUGGUGAAUUCAUCAUCAUCUCUUUCACCUUCCAAGACUAGGGUUUCAAAUCCAACCUUUCUCAUUCCAUUGUCUGUGUCUGUCUUCAAAUUCAGUCCAACACAAGCCCAAAAAAACAACAAAAAAUGAAUUAUUUCCAUAUCUUCUUGAUCACAUUGCUCCCAAUUUGGGGACUCAACAGCUGCAACGCUCGCAUCUUCACCUUAGAAAUGCACCACCGGUUCUCUGAACCAGUGAAGAAAUGGUCGGAGACCGCCGGAAACUUCUUUCCGGUCGGAAAUUGGCCGGAAAAAGGAAGCAUUGAGUACUACGCUCAAUUGGCCGACCACGACCGUCUCCGCCGAGGCCGCCGUCUCUCGGAAUCGGACUCGUCCCUCACCUUCUCCGAUGGAAACUCGACUUUUCGCAUCAGCUCUUUGGGAUUUUUGCAUUACACGACUGUUUCGUUGGGGACGCCUGGUAUGAAGUUUCUGGUGGCGCUUGACACUGGGAGUGACCUGUUUUGGGUGCCCUGUGAUUGCAACAAAUGUGCUCCCAAUGAAGACACGCCUUAUAGCUCUGAUUUUGAGCUUAGCAUAUACAACCCUCAAGGGUCAUCAACUAGCAAAAAAGUCACUUGCAACAAUAGUCUGUGUGCACACCGUAAUAGAUGCCUUGGAACCUUCAGCCAUUGCCCUUACGCAGUGUCAUAUAUUUCAUCUGAAACUUCAACGUCGGGAAUAUUGGUGGAGGAUAUUCUGCACUUGAAAACAGAAGAUAGCGAUCAAGAAUUAGUUGAGGCGCACAUCGUAUUUGGCUGUGGACAGGUUCAAACUGGUUCAUUUCUAGAUGUUGCAGCUCCAAAUGGUUUAUUUGGGCUUGGAAUGGAGAAGAUAUCAGUUCCUAGCAUUUUGUCCAGUGAAGGUUAUAUAGCUGAUUCUUUCUCUAUGUGCUUUGGACAUGAUGGAACUGGAAGGAUUAAUUUUGGGGAUAAGGGUAGCCUUGACCAGGGAGAAACCCCAUUUAAUCUGAACCAGCUACAUCCAACCUAUAAUAUAACUGUAACUCAGACUCGUGUGGGAACUACUCUCAUUGACUUGGAGUUGACAGCUCUCUUUGAUUCUGGGACCUCUUUCACAUACCUGCUGGACCCAACCUAUACAAGGUUCUCAGAGAGUUUUCACUCACAAGUACAAGAUAGGCGGCGUCCGCCUGAUCCAAGGAUCCCUUUUGAAUAUUGUUACGAUAUGAGUCCAGAUGCAAAUACUAGUUUGGUACCUACUGUGGGUCUAACUAUGAACGGGGGAGGCCAACUUGCUGUCUAUGAUCCCAUAAUUGUCAUCUCCACGCAGCAUGAUCUUGUAUAUUGCCUGGCUAUUGUCAAGAGUGCAGAACUCAAUAUAAUUGGACAAAACUUUAUGACUGGGUACCGCGUGGUAUUUGACAGAGAAAAACUCAUACUUGGCUGGAAGAAGUCCAGUUGUUAUGACAUAGAGGAUUCUAAUGCUGUUCCAGCAAAGUCGCACAACUCUACCACUGCUCCUCCAGCUCUUGCCGCUGGACUAGGUAAUUACCUGACUCCAAAUUCAACAGAAGAUAGCAGGAAUUAUUCACAAAAUUCAGUUGCAUCACCAUCUUACGGGGGACACCCUUCUGACUUGACUUGUUCUUGCUUUGCAUUUUUCUUCAUAUUGUUUUUGUUUUUGUAGCUAAUCUGGAAUCCUCAUUUCAACACACCGGUUGUAGUUACAUAUAGGCCCGGUUUUUUAGCUUAUUCUGUUGUUUUAGAUACUGAUGAAAACCCUCCUUACCCAGAUUUAUGCUCUUGGACACACCAGAAUAUGUUUGCCUCUUGUUAAUAUUGUAAAUAGGCAUUCACGCGACAAUACACCAAUGUAUGACUUUUCUUUGCUUCACCCAUACUUCUAGUAUGUGAUCCAUCAAAUGAAGGAUAGACAUCAAUUUUUUUUAUUUUGUGUAAUGAAUUCCAUGGUGAAGAGUUCCUGUUGC
Messenger RNA from Camellia sinensis, 2105 nucleotides. Its product is annotated as aspartyl protease family protein 1. NCBI's taxonomy places the organism in Eukaryota, Viridiplantae, Streptophyta, Magnoliopsida, Ericales, Theaceae. The record is from RefSeq and is a predicted model, not a curated record. Gene Ontology annotation, biological process: proteolysis. Gene Ontology annotation, molecular function: aspartic-type endopeptidase activity.